This is a messenger RNA of Paramuricea clavata, 1671 nucleotides long. NCBI's taxonomy places the organism in Eukaryota, Metazoa, Cnidaria, Anthozoa, Malacalcyonacea, Plexauridae. The record is from the annotation of a GenBank genome assembly.
AUGGCGUCAAUUGUCACAAAAAUGCUAAGUUCGAUAGUGGGUUUACUCGUGAAUAAAGCUCGCGACUCGGCUGCGGAUAAACUGAAAGAUGGCGAUGUUACGGACGCAAAAAUUCGCGAGUUCGUCGUAAGAGAGUUGAACGACGUCAAGAAGAAACUCGAUGGUCUUUCCCGUGCACCUCUACUCAGCAGCUUGGGUUUUCUGAAGCAAGGUAUCAAUUUGCUAAAAGUUUCUCUCAUUAAUAAGUCGAUGGACGAACAGAAAGAUGUAGAUAAACCUACCAACGAGCAAGCCACAUCAACAAUGUCGAGCAGUGUUCAGUCUGAGAUCUUAAACGAAGCCUUGCCACUUUCUCAAGCGAUGGAAAAGUUAAAUAUUGUAUCCCAAGGGCAUUUUGAGUGUGCUAAAGAACGAUUUAAAGAUGCACGUACAAGAGCAUUCGACGCUUUCUUUAACCAAGCUUUGAGCAUCGAAGACAGACUGAUGGCGGCGAAACUACAUAUUGUUGCAACGGUUUUGGAAUGCCUCGAAUCACCAGAACAUGCGAUCACAUCGUGUCUGUCGUUUCUUGAGGAAUUGCAUGGUCUUGAGGCAAUUGCCGAGAUAUUCUCCAUGUAUCUCAAUCGUGGAUUCAUGUCGAGAUUGAAUAAAGCACAGCGAGUAGAGUGCGUCAAGUCUGUUAUGUUGGUUAAUUAUACUUUAUUCCAAUUUGUGUUCAAAUUCAGCAGUAAGUAUACUUCCACAUCCGCGUGGCCAACGAUUGAACUUGCUGAACGUAGUUUUAACCCAAUAUUGCAUUGGCAGGAGGUUUCGACAAGAAAAUCUAUGGGCGAUGAACUGACCCAACUUCCCAACAAAUCGAUACUUGAUGAAGAUAUAAUUCCUCGUUAUUCUGCUGUAAACAGCCAUGGGGAUGUUGUUGUUGGAAAACAUCCUGACACCAUCAAAAUUAUACCGAAGACAGGUGAAAGCAAGGUGGUUAAAUUACCUGAACCCAGUGAAGGUGAAGUUAUCAGGCAACAUAUUGUAGCACUUGCUGUUGAUAAGAAUAACAACGUUUACGUGGUGAGACGGCUUGAAACAAGUGCGAAAUAUUUUAAUGUGAAAAGUUUUGUGUUGGAUGUACUGGACGAGAACUACCAUGUAAACCAGGACUCCCGCACAUUGGAAUAUCUCGACGCGACAAAAUAUUUUUAUUCAGCUGUGCAGAUCGCUAUAAACAAGAACAAUAAUAUCGUGGUGAUGCGAUAUGAUGAUCCUCAGGUGUAUAUCUGUGACAAUACCGGGAAAUUAAAGCACAAGUUUGAACAAGGCGUACGUUAUCCACACAGAUUGGGUAUUUGUGGGCAGGAUGAAAUCAUGAUAGCAACAGACAAUUACCAGGCUGUGGAGAUAUACUCCGAGGAAGGAAAUCCAAAGUCGACAAUAAAAUCACCAGAAGGUCACGCGGUCCGUGGGUUGGCAUUUCAUUAUGUCAUUUGUAAAAUAAUUGUCUUAACCUAUGUCGAGAAAAAAGAUUCCUAUUUCCUUCUGUGCUACACUGAAGCAGGUGAACUGGAGACCACAACGUUCUUUUCUGAGAGAAUUGAUAUUAAGGAUUGGCCCCGAAUUAAGUCUCAUCCAAGUGGUCCUGUUGCUAUUGUAAGGCAGAAAAGCAUCACCUUCAUUUAA